This is a messenger RNA of Engraulis encrasicolus (European anchovy), 2572 nucleotides long. RefSeq names its product arginine vasopressin receptor 2a, duplicate b (gene avpr2ab). Gene Ontology annotation, cellular component: plasma membrane. NCBI's taxonomy places the organism in Eukaryota, Metazoa, Chordata, Actinopteri, Clupeiformes, Engraulidae. Bases 462 to 2423 code for a protein of 653 amino acids. Gene Ontology annotation, biological process: G protein-coupled receptor signaling pathway; cellular response to hormone stimulus; regulation of systemic arterial blood pressure by vasopressin. Gene Ontology annotation, molecular function: vasopressin receptor activity; peptide binding. The record is from RefSeq and is a predicted model, not a curated record. The transcript has 6 exons.
UUCACAGAGACAGGCAGGCACAUAGGCUACCGAAAAAGAUACAGGCAGACGGACGGGAAGCUUUCGAGGUGGUCACGGAUGUGUUUCUUUUUUAAAGGCGCUCGGAUCUGUCUGAGAGACUUUCUUCCCUCAAGAGACCGGCAGUUACAGCGGAGGUCCAGCACAGAGAGGCAUGAGCUCAUUGAUUAAUCCGGUGACAAAAUGCAUGAACGGCACUUGCCAUUGUACACGCGCCCGCAUCCAGCUCAAAGUAAGGCAAGGUGACCGAGUGGAUUUUUGGCGCUAACUCAACAUUCUGUAAAAAACCAGUUUGGCACAACCUGCCCCUGCAGAAUGGACGGACGUGCGUCUCAUGUGAACAUCUCAAGACAUUGUGGAUUAUAUUGUUAACCUCGGGGCGUGGGGUGGAGUAAGACAUUGUUUAUAGCUCACCGCGGGGACUCCAGGUGGUGGGGGGAGACAUGGACCUGUCCCCGUCCAAUCUCUCGUCCGCUGCGGCGGGGGUGUUGGAGGGCGGCAGCCUGCCCGACCCCCUCUUCCAGGACCAGACCAACCUGAGCAGCAGCUACGCGGGGGGCGGGGACGUCUUCUGGCUGCUCACCACGGCCAACGGCUCGGCGUGGGGGGGCAGCGCCGGGACGGCGGCGGCAGGGCCCACCCUGUUGCCCGUGCCGCCCCCGCGGGUGCGCGACCUGGCCCUGGCGCGCGUGGAGAUCGGGGUGCUGGGCCUGGUGCUGGCGCUCACCACGCUGGGCAACGGCUUCGUGCUGUGGGUGCUGCUGCGGCGGAGGAAGCACCACGCGCCCAUGCACCUGUUCAUGGUCAACCUGUGUGUGGCCGACCUGGUGGUGGCAUUCUUCCAGGUGCUGCCGCAGCUGGUGUGGGACAUCACCGAGCGCUUCCAGGGCCCCGACGCUCUGUGCCGCUCCGUCAAGUACCUGCAGAUCGUGGGCAUGUUCGCCUCCUCCUACAUGAUCGUGGCCAUGACGGUGGACCGCCACUACGCCAUCUGCUGCCCCCUGCAGGCCUACCGGGGCGGAGCGCCCUCCCGCUGGAACACCCCCAUCAUGGUGGCCUGGGGACUGUCACUUGUACUCAGUCUGCCACAGGUGUUCAUCUUUUCCAUGUCGGAGGUGGCCCCGGGCAAGUUUGACUGCUGGGGCAACUUCGCUGAGCCGUGGGGGCUGAAGGCUUAUGUCACCUGGAUGACCAUCGCCGUCUUCAUCCUCCCAGCCUGCAUCAUCACAGUAUGCCAGGUCCGCAUCUUCAGGGAGAUCCACGACAACAUCUACCUGAAGUCGGAGCGGGUGGUGUCGGCCGAGUUCAAGAGGAACUCCGUGCUCCUCCACCUGCCCCCGAGGGACGGCCAGAGGCCCCGGGGGAGCUCCAUAGGAGCAAGAGGAACAGCAGCAGCAGGAGGAGGUGGAGGAGGAAAAGAGAGGCGCGGCAGCCGAUCCUCCUCAAACCGCCAUUGCAGCCUCUCGCGGCCGUCACUUGUCGCUCCGUCUGCUACCACCGUGGCGGACCUUCGCAACUCUUACGACACCCCGGCCCUCUGCAAGGCUGAGGGGGCGGUGAGAUUAAUGAUGCCUCCUGCUGUUUUGUCCCCCUACAACGCCAGUGCCAGUGACGAUGACAACAGCACCCACACACCCUCACGCUCACCCUCCCCUAACGCCCCUAAUCAUCAUCAGCCAGCCUCUCUGUCAGACCACCGAAUGCCACAUACAACACCUCUGGACCCCUCUUUGUCCUCCACCGUUGCCUACCCCCAGCAGACACCAGGCAGCCACGUCCUCCACCCCCACCCCCAUCAUCAUCAGCACCCACACCAGCACCAUAACCAGCACCUCCAUCCCCACGGCCGCAGAGCCAGCAGCAACUCUCACCACACUGCUGCUGGGCGGCCCAGAACCCCCACCACCACCACCACCGGUUCCACCACCGACCUCUGGCCGGACGUCUUGCCCGACCACCAGACCCCCUUCCCCCUGUCCCCCGGCCCCGGGGGGCCGGUACCCGGGGUCUACCCGUCGCUGCCCCCUCCGCCGGGCGUGUCCAAGGCCAUGUCCAAGACGGUGCGCAUGACGCUGGUGAUCGUGCUGGUCUACACGCUCUGCUGGUCGCCCUUCUUCAUCGUGCAGCUGUGGGCCGCCUGGGACCCCGACCCACCUGACCAAGGUGAGGCCAGAGGAAUAGCCUUCACCAUCCUGAUGCUGCUGGCGAGCCUCAACUCCUGCACCAACCCCUGGAUCUACACGGCCUUCUCCAGCAGCGUGUCCCGCGAGAUGCAGGACCUGCUGCGCUGCCGCUGGGGCACCGCACGCCGCGGCUCCCUGCCCGACGACUCCACCACCACGCACACCUCCACCACCACGCACACCUCCACCACCACACACACCAAGGACAGCAGCAUCUACUGACUAGGGCAGCUGCCACCCGCGCUGGCACCUGCGCUGGCACCGCAGCCCAGGUGUGGACUUCAUCACCACGGGGAGGUGUCUGAGGGGCACGGCAGGUGGCAUAGACUCUGUGACUGAGGGGACUGACUGCAGGCUCCCUGCCCAACAAC